Messenger RNA from Capsicum annuum, 1395 nucleotides. Its product is annotated as probable leucine-rich repeat receptor-like protein kinase At1g35710. Gene Ontology annotation, molecular function: protein binding. NCBI's taxonomy places the organism in Eukaryota, Viridiplantae, Streptophyta, Magnoliopsida, Solanales, Solanaceae. The annotation marks the transcript as partial. The transcript has 3 exons. The record is from RefSeq and is a predicted model, not a curated record.
AUGAUUUAUGAAGUCUAUGAUGCAUUGUUUUCUAAGGAGAAGAUGAAAUAUCUCGUGAAAAGGUCGGAAACUCAAGGAGAUGCUCUCAUUGUUCGAGGAAGAAGGACUCAUGAGAAUAAUUUUGGGGGUGAUGACAGGAAUAGGUCAAAAUCGAGAAACAGAAAUAAAACCUGUAAUUACAACAACAAGAAGGGUCAUAUCAAAUCUGAGUGUUUGAAACUACAGAAUAUAGAGAAAAGAGAAGCUCCAAAACCGAAGGAAAAGAAACCAGAGAAAUCUGGUGAAGCCUAUUUUGUGGAAUAUAGUGGUAGUGAUGGAGAAAUCUUGGUAGUUUCUGAUGGUAAAUCCAAACCCUAUAAGGAUUGGAUUCUUGGUUUAGCUUGCAUAUUUCAUAUGUGUUGUAAUCGGGGUUGGUUGACAACAUAUGAUACCAUCUCUAAAGGUGUUGUGUUGAUGGGAAAUAACACACCUUGUAAGAUAGAUGGUAUUAGAACAAUAAGGAUCAAGAUGUUUGAUGAGGUUGUGAGGACACUUGGUGAUGUGUGGAAAAAUCCCACCUCAGAUCAGCUCACUAGAAAGCUUGAGAGCCUCUUCAUCUCUGACAACUAUUUAAAUGGUUUCAUUCCUUUUGAAAUAGGAAAGAUGAAUUCACUUGAGGUUUUAGCACUAGAGAGUAACAAUCUUUCUAGUCCAAUUCCAGUAUCUCUAGGUGACUUAACUAAGCUCCAAUAUUUGUUCCUUCAUUCUAACCAACUUUCUGGUCGUAUUCCUAGUGAAUUGGGGAAUUUGAAAGAACUCAAUACCUUGGCAUUAUCUGAGAAUCAGCUUAGUGGUUCAAUUCCUACUUCCUUUGGAAACUUGAAAAACUUGCAAACUUUAUUCCUCUAUUUGAACAAACUUUCUAGUCGAAUUCCUGCAAAAAUAGGGAGGAUGAAGUCACUUGAAGUUUUUUAUCUUCAUUUGAACAAUGUUUCCUAUCCCAUUCCUAGUGAAUUGGGGAACUUGAAAAACCUUACUGAUAUGGAUUUAUUUGCUAAUAAGCUUACUAGUUCAAUUCCCGUUACUCUGGGUUAUUUAACUGAGCUCACACUUUUGUACCUUCAUUCUAACCAACUUUUUGGUCCCAUUCCUAAUAAGCUGGAAAAUUUUAAAAACCUCACUGAUUUGGAAUUAGCCACUAAUCAUCUUACCGGUUUAAUUCCAAUUACUCUAGUCCCAUUCCUAGUGAAUUGGGGAAAUGCAAAAAAUUUGAUUGAUCUACGCAUAGACAGAAACAAUAUUAGUGGUAGCAUACCGCUAGAGAUUGGAAAUGUCAAAGCACUUCUAGGACUUGAUCCUUCAUCAAAUCAAUUGACUGGGCAGAUUCCUAAGGAAAUUGGAAAACUAACCUCUCUG